Klebsormidium nitens is the source of this 1359-nucleotide messenger RNA. The record is from the annotation of a GenBank genome assembly. Lineage: Eukaryota; Viridiplantae; Streptophyta; Klebsormidiophyceae; Klebsormidiales; Klebsormidiaceae.
UCUAGGUACAGUAGGUAGCUUUCCCAGCAGCUAGGCUGAACUUCGAACUUUGAAGUCUGCCAACCAUGCACAAUCCAGCCUCCAGGACUCAGGAGAGGGGAGCUGAACAGUGAACGCGAAGUAGCUAGCUGAUCAAGCCUGAAAGGUCGAACUUUGCUCAGAUUGAACCUUCCUGAAUCCUGAACAAGGUCUGAUCAAUCUCACCCGUUCUCCUUCCCCUCACAUUCGCUACUAGGUACUCUCAAAGACCACAUUGCCCGCUAUCAGCUCCAGAAGAAACAAGUAGACAUCCAAUCAACCUAGAUCUCUAGCCAGCACAAUGGCUCGCGCCGGUGUGUUGAUGCUGGUCUUGGCGGCGGUGGCUGUUGUCGCUUUCGCGUCCGAUGCGGACCCGGUGGCUGACUUUGUACUCUCCGCAGCCAAUGGCCCCAUCACUGGCGGCAACUUUGCCUUCCGUGGUCUGAACAACGUCAACGUGACAUCCGGCCAGGGGAGCGGUGCCAAGUCUGCCAAUGCGGCGAGUUUCCCGGCUCUCACGUCCCAGGGUAUCUCGUACACCUACAUCAACUACGCACCUUGCGGCCAGAACCCCAUCCACACCCACCCCCGCGCCACGGAGCUCCUGUUCGUGAUCGAGGGCCAGCUGUACGUCGGCUUCGUUGACACCAACAACACCCUGUACUCGACCACUUUGAACGCGGGUGACGCGUUCGUCUUCCCCCGCGGUCUGAUCCACUUCCAGCAGAACACCAACUCGAACAGCGGAGCCAGGGCGCUAGCUGCGCUUAACAGCCAGAACCCAGGAACCCAGAGGGUCGGCAGCGCACUGUUCCUGCCCAGCGGGAUUCCCGGAACCAUUACCCAGGUCGCGUUCAACGCCCAGUCGGCCGCGAUCGAAGCCAUCAAGGCGAAGUUCCCAGCCUCCGGGAACCCUGUCGGCACUAGCGACACCGGGUGCGGUGAGGGCAUCACUUAUCAGUCCAACUAAAGGAUGACGUGACCUAGCUAACGGCAGGGUUAAGAUUUGUUGGUUGAACAUGGAUUCCGAGCGAGGUUUAGGGGCGCGAAAUGGGUUCGCUUGGUCGCCAGAUGAUUUGAAGUAGGCUGAUCUUAGAAGUCGCGUUGACCCCAGUAUGCUUGAGAGUCCAUAAUGAGUUACUUGCCAGAGUCUGUACUAGAGUCGUACCUAUGCCUUCAGUCUGCAGCUAGAACGCAAAGCAGGUUGGCUGCGCGCGAGUCGUAGAGGACGAGACAAUAACCCAUUUUUCCAAGAGAUAUUUCAGACGGAUUUACUCCAAUAAACACUCCACAUGUACUUUUCGAUAUUCUCUGAGGCUCCUCAAGGCUCCUCAAGGCUCC